Molecule: messenger RNA, 2208 nt
Organism: Striga hermonthica
Lineage: Eukaryota; Viridiplantae; Streptophyta; Magnoliopsida; Lamiales; Orobanchaceae
Source: the annotation of a GenBank genome assembly
AUGUCUAACGCAAACUCACCUCCGACCAACGCUUCCCCGGAACCGGCGGCGGCCGGCGCCCUGAGCAAACGGUACGAAGGUCUGGUGGCUCUCCGUACGAAGGCGGUGAAGGGGAAAGGUGCCUGGUACUGGGCACACUUUGAGCCCAUUCUGAUCAAGAACCCGGAGACCGAUUUUCCGACGGCUGUGAAGCUCAGGUGCACCCUCUGUGGUGCCGCAUUCUCCGCGUCAAACCCCUCGAGGACCGCCUCAGAGCAUCUCAAGAGAGGGUCCUGCCCUAAUUUCAGCUUCAUGAUGAAGCCAAUUUCUCAGCUGCCGCCUUUGGCCUCGCCGUCUUCACACCGCAAACGGAGCUUGGAAUCCCAACAAGCUGCAGGUACUUCUUUAGAUGUAAAUCCUAUCAACGUUAUUUAUUCAUCAAGAACCAGCCAUGAAAUGGCCUUUUCGCCGGCCCAGAGUGGACAGCCCCAGAAAUCGAGCCCGAAGCCGCCGGUCUUGUCUGGCGGCCGAGAAGAUUUAAGGCCUCUGGCCCAAUUGGAAGACAGUGUCAAGAAGCUCAAGAUCCCGAAAACUCUAUCUGUUCCGACUCUAAGCAAAGUCCAAGUCGAUAAAGCUUUCGACCUUUUGGCCGAUUGGUUUUACGAGUCAUGCGGCUCUUUCACAUUCUCGAGUGUUGAGCAUCCAAAGUUCAAUGCUUUUCUUAACCAAGUGGGCUUGCCCGGGUUCUUGAAAAGAGAAUUCUUGUGCACAAGGCUCGACUCCAAGUAUGGUGAAGUGAGUAGAGAGUCAGAAGCCAGAAUUAAUGAUGCAGCCUUUUUCCAAAUCUCCUCUGAUGGGUGGAGAAGUAAUAAUUCAAAAAAUGGAGAUAAAUUUCUGGUUAAUUUUAGUGUGAACCUUCCGAAUGGGACACGGGUGUUCCAGAAGGCGUUGUGUCUGAAUAAGGGCACUUUGCCAUCACAGUAUGUGAAGGAGGUUAUGUGGGAAGCUGUUCAGAGUAUAUGCGGCAAUAAUGUACAGAGAUGUGUAGGAAUUGUUUCUGAUAAGCAUAGACAAAAGGCUUUAAAAAAUUUAGAGCUUGAGAAUAAUUGGAUGGUCAACGUGCCUUGCCAGAUUCAGGGAUUCCUUAGUUUGAUCAAUGACCUCAUUACAGAACUCCCGCUUUUUAGUUCUGUAAAACAAAAUUGUCUGAAAAUCGCAAACCUGAUUAACCACCACCCACAGGUCCAAAAAUGCAUCCCCAGCUUCAGGUCCCAAGCGUUUGAGUGUGCAAGUUUUAUUCGAGUAUUUUCCUCUAAAUGUGUCGUCUCGAAAAAUUUCAGCCCGUUUAUGGUGAUGCUUGAGGACAUACUGACUUGUUCCCAGAUUCUGCAUCUUCUCGUGUCUGAUAAAUCAUAUAAAGCCCUCUGUUUAGAGCACAUUUUGGCCAGGGAAGUUGCUGACAUCAUUCAAGAUGUGGGGUUUUGGAAAAAUGCAGAGGCCGCUCGUUUGCUUGUGAUACAAGUAAUGUCGAUGGUUAAAGAGAUGGAGACAGAAAGGCCGUUGAUCAGCCGCUGCCUUCCCCUUUGGAACGAGCUUAGGGCCAAAAUAAAAGAAUGGUGCGCCAAACACGGCUUUACUGAGGGUCCCAUUGAGCAUAUAAUCGAGGCCCGGUUCCAGAAAAACUACCACCCGGCAUGGCCAGCUUCCUUCAUUCUCGACCCGCUAAAUUUAGUGAAAGACGGAAAUGGAAAAUAUCUCCCGCCAUUUAAUAUACUCACGAGCGUGCAAGAAGAGGAUGUUGAGAAGCUCGUGAUCCGGUUGGUCCCCAAAGAGGAAGCUGACGUGGCCUUAAUGGAGCUCGUGAAGUGGAGGUCAGAAGGUCUGGAACCGUUGUAUGCUCAGGCGGUUCAAGUCCGGCAACUAGAUAAUUUGACAGGAAAACUAAAGAUAGCAAACCCUCAGAGUAGUCGGCUCGUGUGGGAGACUUGCUGCUUGAAGGAGUUCAAGUCACUUAGUAAAGUAGCAGUGAGGCUUCUUUUUCUACAUGGGACCGCGUUUGGGUUCAAGUGCGGCCAGGCCUCCAUGGGGUGGUUUUGUGGGCCGGGGGCGGGACUUGAGAGGGCCCAGAAGAUGGCUUACGUGGCGGCCCAGGCAAGGCUGGGGAAGAGCAAUCUUUUGGGUGGUGAGGAGAUUGAGCUUUGUGAGGAGGAUUGUGGUUUUUGUGCAUAA